CUGACUCAGCCUCACAGGAAGAGAAUGGUUUUGGACAUCAGGACUUGGGAGCAGACAUUUCAAAAUCUGAUCCAGGAAGUAAAACCCCGGACCAGAUGGACCCUGAGUCUAGAUAGGAACCUUCAGCUGGACUGCGUGGCCCCGGGGUGGAAGCAGCACCAGCAAAGGGCCUUUGGCUGGUUCCAGUGCUCCUUAUGCCGGCGACAUUGGGCGUCCGCCCAGGUGCACAUUCUGUGCCACCUGCACUGGGAAUGCCGGAUGGACCAGGGCCAGGUGGUUAUGCGACUCUUUGGCCAGAGGUGCCAGAAGUGUUCCUGGUCCCAAUAUGAGAUGCCUGAGUUCUCCACGGAGAGCACCACGACGAUUCUGAACAACUUGGUGCAGCAUAUUCUGAAGAGAUACUAUGGAGAUGGUGCCACGAAGUUUCCAAAGAUGUCAGUGAUCCCAGAGGUCCCUUUGGAAGGGUCCCAUGAUGCAGCCAACUGUGAGGCAUGUGCUCUGGGCAUUUGUACACGAGGCUUGCAUGGCUGUAUAGCAGAGCCAUUGGCGUGCCCACCCUCCUACUUGGAAAUUGAGAGGUCAUCACCUCGAAUUGGUGACAUGUACAUCCCAAACCAAUCCAUGAACCAGUCAGCUCAAGCAAAGGAGGCUAAGGGGACUGUGUAUAAGGGGUCAGUGCCCAGCCGUGACCAGGAACCACCGGUUGUCUUGGUCUGCAUUUUGCUGCUUAUCUUUUUUUUAAUAGUUAUCUGCUUUAAACGAGAAUGAUAAAUGUAGGCUUUCCUUCGUCUCUUCUCUGGUCUUAAGUCCAUGGUAAUCAUUUUAAUAUGACAGAGAAUUUGCUUUGAGACCAAGCAGGAUCAAGUUUGUAGAAUAAGCACUAGUUUCCUAGAUACCCUCUGAAAAUAGUUUGAAACAUGACAAAGCACAUAAUGGACCAAAUAAUAAUAUCUGUUGAAUCACUGGAAGGUCUUCAUUUCUUCAUGUACUCAUUUCAUUUGUAUGAUAAAAGUAGAGAACACAUCUUGAUGAGAACUGAGGAUCGUGAGCACUAUCAGAAGGUGUGGUAGGCCGAAUAAUCAGAAAGUGUGGUAGGCUCCCCAAAAUGUGCAUGUCCUGAACCCUAGAAGCUGUGAGUAUGUUACUUUACAUGGCAGAAUGGACCUUUGCAGAUGUGAUUAAUUUAAGAAGCUUGAGAUAGGUAGACGUGCAUUAUCCAGGUAGAUAAUAACAAGGGUCUUCGUAAGCGGGGGGUAACAGGAUCAAAGUCAGAAAAGGAGAUUUGACCAGGGAACUGGAGGUUGGAGUGACAUGUUUGGAAAUUGAAGGAAGGGACCCCAGCCCGAGAGUAUAGGCAGACCUCAGAAUCUCCUCUGGAGUCUUCAGAAGGAGCCUGCCCUGCCAGCACAAGACUUUGGCUCAGUGAUCUUGGACUUCUGACAUCCAGAAUUGCUAGAUAAUAAAUCUGUCUUG
This is a messenger RNA of Nycticebus coucang (slow loris), 1473 nucleotides long. RefSeq names its product receptor transporter protein 4 (gene RTP4). Gene Ontology annotation, biological process: protein targeting to membrane; detection of chemical stimulus involved in sensory perception of bitter taste; protein insertion into membrane. Gene Ontology annotation, cellular component: cytoplasm. The record is from RefSeq and is a predicted model, not a curated record. Bases 25 to 768 code for a protein of 247 amino acids. The transcript is spliced from 2 exons. Lineage: Eukaryota; Metazoa; Chordata; Mammalia; Primates; Lorisidae. Gene Ontology annotation, molecular function: olfactory receptor binding.